Messenger RNA from Marmota flaviventris (yellow-bellied marmot), 2003 nucleotides. RefSeq names its product uromodulin (gene Umod). Gene Ontology annotation, molecular function: calcium ion binding. Lineage: Eukaryota; Metazoa; Chordata; Mammalia; Rodentia; Sciuridae. The record is from RefSeq and is a predicted model, not a curated record.
AAGGGGCCAACUCGUCCUUGCCCUCGGGCAGUUGUUCCCAGGACCAGAAGCAGCCGGGAAGAGCAGAAAGGAUGGGCCGUCUGUUCUCUCUGACCUGGUGGCUGAUGGUCACAGUGGCAACCGCUUGGUUCAUCAGAGCUGUAGCCACAGACUCCUCGGAAGCAAGGAGGUGCUCUGAGUGUCACAGCAAUGCCACCUGCACGGAGAACGGGGUCGUCACGACGUGCUCCUGCCAGGAGGGCUUCACCGGUGACGGCCUCGUGUGCGCGGACCUCGACGAAUGCACCAUCCCAGGGUCGCACAACUGCUCCGCCAACAGCAGCUGCGUGAACACGUUGGGCUCCUACGCGUGCGUCUGCGCAGAUGGCUUCCGCCUGUCGCCAGGGCAGGGCUGCGUGGACGUGGACGAGUGCGCCGAGCCGGAGCUCAGCCGCUGUCACGCUCUGGCCACCUGUGUCAACGUGGAGGGCAGCUACCUGUGCAUGUGCCCCGAGGGCUACGGGGGCGACGGAUGGCACUGCGAGUGCUCCCCGGGCUCCUGCGGCCCAGGGCUGGACUGCGUGCCCGAGGGGGACCAGCUGGUGUGUGCCGAUCCGUGCCAGGCGCACCGCAUCCUGGACGAAUAUUGGCGCAGCACCGAGUACGGGGCUGGGUACACCUGCGACACGGACCUGAGCGGCUGGUACCGCUUUGUGGGCCCGGGUGGCAUGCGCCUGGCCGAGACCUGCGUGCCGAUCCUGCGCUGCAACACGGCUGCGCCCAUGUGGCUCAACGGCACGCACCCGUCCAGCGACGAGGGCAUCGUGAACCGCACAGCCUGUGCGCACUGGAGCGGUCACUGCUGCCUGUGGGACACGCCGGUCCAGGUGAAGGCCUGUGCCGGUGGCUACUACGUCUACAACCUGACAGCGGCCCCCGAGUGCCACCUGGCCUACUGCACAGAUCCCAGCUCCGUGGAGGGCACGUGCGAGGAGUGCAGUGGGGACGAGGACUGCAUAUCGGAUAACGGCAGGUGGCGCUGCCAGUGCAGACAGGACUUCAACGUCACCGACAUCUCCAACCUGGAGCGCAGGCUGGAAUGUGGGGCCAAUGACAUCAAGGUGUCCCUGGGCAAGUGCCAGCUGAAGAGCCUGGGCUUCGACAAGGUCUUCAUGUACCUGCGGGACAGCCACUGCUCGGGCUUCAGGGAGAAGGGCGAGCGGGACUGGAUGUCUGUGGUGACCCCCGCCCAGGAGGGCCCCUGCGGGACGGUGUUAACGAGGAAUGAAACCCAUGCCACCUACAGCAACACCCUCUACCUGGCGAAUGAGAUCAUCAUCCGCGACGUCAACAUCAAAAUCAACUUCGCGUGCUCCUACCCGCUGGACAUGCUCGUCAGCCUGAAGACCUCCCUGCAGCCCAUGGUCAGCGCCCUGAACAUCAGCGUGGGUGGCACGGGCGAGUUCACGGUGCGCAUGGCACUCUUCCAGAGCUCGACCUACACGCAGCCCUACCAGGGCCCCUCCGUGGCUCUGUCCACCGAGGCUUUUCUGUACGUGGGCACCAUGCUGGAUGGAGGGGACGUGUCCCGGUUUGCCCUGCUGAUGACCAACUGCUAUGCCACUCCCAGUGGCAAUGCCACAGACCCCCUGAAAUACUUCAUCAUCCAGGACAGGUGUCCACACACUGCGGACCCCACCAUCCAGGUGGUGGAGAACGGAGAGUCCCCGCAGGGCCGGUUCGCCGUCCAGAUGUUCCGUUUCGCUGGUAACUACGACCUGGUCUACCUGCACUGCGAAGUGUAUCUGUGUGACACCGUCAACGAGAAGUGCAAGCCCAGCUGUUCCAGGGCCCGAUUCCGAAGUGGGGGCUUCAUAGACUCGUCCCGUGUCCUGAACCUGGGUCCCAUCACUCGGAAAGGUGUCCAGGCCACAGUCUCCAGGGCUGCUUCCAGGAGCUUGGAGCUCCUGAAGUUCUGGCUGCCUCCGCUGGUCUCGGUGGCCUUGACCCUGACAUUUCACUGA